Molecule: messenger RNA, 456 nt
Organism: Knipowitschia caucasica
Lineage: Eukaryota; Metazoa; Chordata; Actinopteri; Gobiiformes; Gobiidae
Source: the annotation of a GenBank genome assembly
AUGCGACCGACGGACGCGCGAGUCACAGCAGAUCCUGUGUCGACGGCUCACUCCACUGCAGGCGGUCUGGAGACAGAGUGCGAGCAGCCCAGUUACACUAAAGAAUAUCAGGAGUGUGGGAGAGGGAUGGGGGGAGCGGGUGGGGAGGGGUUGAUGAAGAGGAGAGGGAGGAGUGAGGUGACAAGAGAUGAGAGAGAGCGCGACGAGUUGUGGUAUAGGGAGGUAUGUGGUGAGCGAAUAGCGGACGCGAGUGGAGGGGGUAGUGAGCGGUGGCGGGGGAGGGGGGGGGGGGGGGGGGGGGGGGUGGAUGAUAAGUACGGUGUACAAAUGUGGGGAUCGGUUAGGGGUGGUGUGUGGUGGGAGGAGGUGAGGGGGUGUGGGGGGCGAGGAAGACUGGGGGCCAGGAAGAUGGAGGGUGGUUGGUUUUGUUUGAGUUGUGGGGUGUGUAAUGUUUGA